Messenger RNA from Alnus glutinosa, 1661 nucleotides. RefSeq names its product peroxisome biogenesis protein 16. NCBI's taxonomy places the organism in Eukaryota, Viridiplantae, Streptophyta, Magnoliopsida, Fagales, Betulaceae. Gene Ontology annotation, cellular component: peroxisomal membrane. The transcript has 8 exons. Gene Ontology annotation, biological process: peroxisome organization. The record is from RefSeq and is a predicted model, not a curated record. The coding region runs from base 288 to 1391 and encodes 367 amino acids.
CGCACCACCGCCGUCAGUGCGUCACUCUCUUUCAUUUCUCUUUCCUCACUCUACAACUUCUCCCCUCGUAAGCUGGACUUUGAUCUCAGUACCUCAAAAAUCUAACCCUAACGUGGAAAUUACCAGAAAGGGCUUCACUUUUGGCGUGUAUGGGCUUCUGGCCUUCUGGGUCAAUGGGCAGAGAUUGAGUAUGAGGAAGGUUGGUGGUGGUGCUAGCUCAGCGAGUCAGGCUUUGAGUUCGCACUCGGUGCUGUGAAUUUGUUGUUUCUGAUAAGUUUUGUGAAGCUAUGGAGUCUUAUAAGAGGUGGAUCAGGCGGAACAAGGACUAUGUGCACUCCUUGGAGUCUAUGGCCAAUGGAUUGACAUGGCUUCUUCCUGAACGGUUUUCGGAUUCAGAGAUAGGACCAGAAGCAGUAACUACUAUAUUGGGCAUAAUCACUGCUAUCAAUGAACAUAUUAUUGAUACAGCUCCUACUCAGAUGCAAACAGGCUCCGUGGAGCCUUAUUCAUUUCCUUAUUCAUUAUGCAUAUCUGCGCUGAAAGACUUGGAAACAUUAACUGAAGUUGUAGCACAACAUUACUAUGGUGAUGAUAAGAAAUGGAAUUUCAUUGCUGUUACAGAGGCUACCAAGGUGCUGGUUAGGUUAGCUUUGUUCCGGAACAGUGGGUAUAAGAUGCUUCUGCAUGGAGGGGAGACACCAAAUGACGAAAAGGAAUCAGGUGCUUCAACUUCUCAAUAUAAUGGUUUCGCAAACUCUGGAGGGCAUCAUGGGCCUAGUUACUUGGGGAACAAUUAUGCAGAUACCCAAUGGAAUCUAGAAGGAAGAGCACUAUCUGCAUUAAGCAGUUUUGGAGAAAAUGCUAGGAUGGUUUCAGACCCAGUAUGGUUGCGCAGAGUUCAACACCAGCAUGCUAUUAUGGAGCCUCCAAAACCAGCAGUCAAGAGGCCAACCAUUUCCACCAUAUUGUCCGAAAAGGGUCUUCAUGGGGCUUUAUUUCUAGCGGGGGAGGUGCUAUUUAUCAGUAGACCGCUUAUAUAUGUUUUAUUUAUCCGGAAGUAUGGGAUUCGGUCAUGGAUUCCUUGGUUUCUAUCUCUGGCUGUUGACUUCGUUGGUAUGGGCAUUCUUUCAAAUGUCACAAAGUCGGGAGGUCAAGAUAAAGAGCAACGGUUUCAUCUUUCCAUCUCCGAAAAGGAUGAGAUUAAAAGAAGGAAGCUGUUAUGGGCACUUUACCUUAUGAGGGAUCCUUUCUUUAGCAAGUAUACCAGGCAAAGACUUGAAAGCACCAAGAACGUAUUGGAAGCUGUACCUAUUGUUGGAUUUCUUACUGAGAAAAUAGUUGAGCUUAUGAUUGGAGCUCAGACACGGUAUACUUACAUGUCAGGAUCAUAAGACGGAAGCUGCAAAAAGUUACCCCUUCUUAGGGUUCUACAUUUUUAAAAUGUAUCAACCAAAAAGAGAAAAAUAAAAAAUAAAAAAAGAAUAAUUUUUGGAAGAAGUAAUCCUCCAAUCUGUAUUUAAUAUGACAGCAGCAGGGUGAACUUUGGUUCUAUCACACUCUUGCCUUGGUUCACGAUUUUGUCCCUUAUGAAUCUGUAAAUUUGCAUUGAUCCUGACAGUUGCCUGUUAGUGAAAUGUGAGUUCCUUAUUAAAUUAUUGUAA